Cydia amplana is the source of this 1872-nucleotide messenger RNA. Its product is annotated as zinc finger protein 431-like. The transcript is spliced from 10 exons. Gene Ontology annotation, molecular function: DNA-binding transcription factor activity; RNA polymerase II cis-regulatory region sequence-specific DNA binding; zinc ion binding. The record is from RefSeq and is a predicted model, not a curated record. Gene Ontology annotation, cellular component: nucleus. Gene Ontology annotation, biological process: regulation of transcription by RNA polymerase II. Lineage: Eukaryota; Metazoa; Arthropoda; Insecta; Lepidoptera; Tortricidae. Bases 103 to 1872 code for a protein of 589 amino acids.
GCUGUUGUAGUGGAAAGUAUAACAGGCUUGUGGUUAAAAACAGUUAUUUUUACGUAUUUUAGCUUUCUUGUUUUUGAACACGUGGCAAGGAAACAAAUUACAAUGAGUACAUGCAGAACCUGCCUAAAAACUUCAGCUAAAAAGGAUAUUUCACACCUGGAAAAGAGCAUAAAAGAUGACAAUAGAAAAUGCAUUGAUAUCAUGGCGUUUUGUUUAGAUAUAAAGGUUACAGAGGACUCCAAAAUAACCACGAAACUAUGUGAUACCUGCUAUGGAAAAAUCAUCUCGUUUUACAAGUUUAAGGUUUUAUCUUUGGAAAAUGAUGCAUAUCUAAAAUCUUUAGACUCACUUGAGCAGCCUGCAGACCAAAAUCUAACUCUGUAUGUGGAUGAAAAUGGAAUUAAACAUGAGAAUUUUGUGGAAUCUGAAGAUUUUGCUCCAUGUGUAAUAGAAUAUAGCAAGAGAGAAAUCAAAAUAGAAAUAGAUGUUAAGGAUGACGACAGACAAGAAGAUUCAGAAAUAACAGAUAAUAUAAAGGUAGAAGAUACAUUUGAAGAUGUAGAUUUAAAUGAAAAGCCACUGAGUGUGGUACAAAAUGUUAAAAAUGAAAAUUUUGAGGAUGAUACCAAAGAAGAGGCACCAGAACAUAUUAGUGGGCAGCGGAUGUUGAAGUGCGAGGCGUGUCCAAAGCAGUUUGUCACUUUUGGUGGGCGGAGCAAACAUUACCGGAUCACACAUUUGGGCAAAAGGUCCAAAUGUGAUAUUUGUCAUAAAGAGGUGGCAAACCUACCAGAGCACAAGCUGCGCAUACACAACCCGUCCGGCAUGCGGUUUAACUGCUCGCUGUGCAGGCGCGCUUUCCUCAGACAGACGGAGCUGGACUUACAUAUGCUCACACACACCAAGGACUACCAGUUUCAGUGCGACGUGUGUCAGAAGAAGUUCAGUUCCAGGAGUUUGCUCUCCCUACAUAUACGUCAGGUCCAUGAAAAAGAAAGGAACUAUAAAUGCGAACAUUGCCCUAAGGCCUUCUUUACCAGAAUGAAACUCGAAAAACACUCAAGAUCACACACGAACGAGAAACCCGGCAAAGAAUAUCAAAUCUGCGACGAGUGCGGCGUGUCCGUGGUGGAUCUCAAGACGCACGCGGCGCGCCACCGGCCCCGGGGCGAGCGCAGCCUGCUGCGGUGCAAGGCGUGCCCGAAGACCUUCUAUACUAUCGGUGGCCGGAAGAGGCAUUACAAGACGACGCAUUUGGGCAAGAUACCCAGGUGUGACGUUUGUCAUAAACAGGUGGUGUCGGUUACGGAGCACAAGAGGCGCAUGCACUCGGCGGGCGAGCUCCCGUUCCCGUGCGGCCGCUGCGAGCGCCGCUGCGCCACCCCGGCCCUGCUCGAGGCGCACACGCUCACACACACCAAGGACUACAAACACGAGUGUGACGUUUGUCACAAGAAGUUCAGUGCGCACACUUUCCUUUCGAUCCAUAGACGGGAUGUGCAUGAAAAAGAAAGGAGCCAUCAGUGUGAAUUUUGUCCUAAGGCAUUCUUCAAGAAAGAUAAACUAAAAGAACAUAUAAGGAGCCACACGAACGAGCGGCCAUACACGUGCGACUUCUGCGAGCGGUCGUUCACGAAGAAGGUGCUCCUCACUAGACACCUCACCACGCACAGCGGCCUCCGCAAGUUCCGCUGCACGCUGUGCAACAAAACCUUCAAGACCUCCGGGAACUUGACCGUGCACAUGGUCAGUCACACGAAGGAGAAACGAUACCCGUGCGCGUUCUGCGGCGCGCGCUUCGGCCGCUCCGACCACCGCCGCCGGCACGAGUUCACCGCGCACAAGAAACAAGGAAGUGGACAAGAAACCUGA